AUGUCAAAAGGCAAUGCUCCCUUGAAAGUUGCCUUUGUUCACCCUGACCUAGGCAUAGGCGGAGCAGAACGGCUGGUAGUUGAUGCUGCCAUGGGCAUUCAGAGCAAAGGUCAUAUUGUCACUAUGUACACCAGUCAUCACGAUCCAAACCAUUGCUUUGAUGAGACUAGAAACGGAAUGUUGAGAGUAUGUGUGAUAGGCAAUUUUUUACCUCGUAGUUUGUUUGGCCGAUUCUAUAUUGUUUUCGCUGUUCUUCGACAAUUAGCUCUAGUUAUUUGGCUUUUGUUCCAUGAAAAAAAUACAUACGAUGUUAUUUUUUUGGAUCAACUGAGUAGCUGUAUACCCUUAUUGAAAUGGUUCUCUUCGACUAAAGUAUUAUUCUACGGCCAUUUUCCAGAUGCAUUUUUAUCCAAGCGAGAAUCAAUAUUAAAAAAGUUAUACAGAUUACCUUUUGAUAAGAUGGAAGAAGUGACAACAAACAUGGCAGAUACAAUUGCGGUUAACAGUCAGUUUUCAGCAAGUAUGUUCAACAAGGCAUUUUCCUCAGGAUUGAAACAGGCAACUGUACUCUAUCCACCUAUCAAUUUUGCCUGCUAUGACAAUUCUGUUGAUAUGUCAGAUCCUACUGUGAAGUUAAUCGAAACGAACAAGAAGAUUAUUGUUUCGAUUAAUCGAUUUGAAAGAAAAAAGAAUAUUGAGUUGGCAUUAAGAGCCUUUGCUUUACUAGAGAAGAACAAUUUGCUACCGAAAGACGAUUUCCAACAAAAUUAUCGUCUUGUUUUGGCCGGCGGUUAUGAUAAGCGAGUCGUAGAAAAUGUUGAAUACUUGAAAGAAUUGGAUACCUUAGCUACCAAAAUAUUCGGUUUAAAAACGUUUACCAUCUACCCAAGCCCGGGUAUUCAACAACAACAUGUACCUGAAGAUGCUCAAGUCGUUUUCUUAUGUUCUUUCAAUGAUGCUCAACGCACUUAUCUAUUGAACCGAUCAAUAGUGCUCCUCUAUACUCCUUCUAACGAACACUUCGGUAUUGUUCCCAUCGAAGCCAUGUACACAAGAUUACCAGUGAUUGCCACAAAUAGCGGUGGACCUUUGGAAACUGUUAUAGAUAAAGUGACUGGUUUCAACCUUCCACCUGAGCCUGAGAAAUGGGCAGAAGGCAUCAAGGAUCUUACAUUAGGCAAAUAUGAUAGGGCCAAAAUGGGAGAAGUGGGCCGAGAGUAUGUCAAGUCUAAGUUUUCUUUGGAGGCAUUCUCUGAUCAAUUAGAAGAUAUGAUGGUGCAAUUAGUAUCGACACCGAAUGAUCACCAUUUCGGAGGGCCCUUGGCUUUUAUCCUUGUAGUAGUGUUUGGUUUACUUUCUGCUUUCAUUUACUCGUAUUUCCAAUAA
This is a messenger RNA of Mycotypha africana, 1386 nucleotides long. Its product is annotated as alpha-1,3/1,6-mannosyltransferase ALG2. Lineage: Eukaryota; Fungi; Mucoromycota; Mucoromycetes; Mucorales; Mycotyphaceae. The transcript is spliced from 4 exons. The record is from RefSeq and is a predicted model, not a curated record. Bases 1 to 1386 code for a protein of 461 amino acids. Gene Ontology annotation, molecular function: alpha-1,3-mannosyltransferase activity; GDP-Man:Man(1)GlcNAc(2)-PP-Dol alpha-1,3-mannosyltransferase activity.